AUGUCAUUUGCCUUAAGGUUCGGCUCAAUAACGUCUCCCCAACAAUCGAUAUGGGGUGUUCUACCAAGAAUAAUACCACAAAUCAAAAUACGAUUGGUUCCAAAUGAACAAAAAGAUUCAAGAUUAUCCGAAUUACAAGAAGAAUUAGAAAAUUCACAAGAUCCACCAUUCAUGAUAGAUAAUGGAACAAUAUUAAAAGCUGCUCCAAAAAAGAAAAUGUCAUAUAGAAGAAAAAGAGUAAAAUUAUAUACUCCUGGUAAUAAACAAAUACAACCAUUAAAUAAUAUAGUUAGAUGUUCAGCUUGUGGAGCAGUUAAAAGAUCACAUUUCAUGUGUAUGAAUUGUUUUGGAGAAAUAAGAACUUUUUUGAAAAAAUUAAAAAGACAAGAUGGUUUAAUUAAAGAUAUUGAAAAUCCUCAAAGUAAUCUAGAUCCAAUUGAUGAAAGAAUUAUAUAUCCUGGAAAACAUGAAAAGGAAAAUGAAAGAGAAUUAAGGAAGAAAGAAUGGAUACCUAAAAGAGAACCUGCUUUACUAUAUGAAAGAGGUCAUUUAAAGAAGAAUUAG
Molecule: messenger RNA, 564 nt
Organism: Lodderomyces pseudojiufengensis
Lineage: Eukaryota; Fungi; Ascomycota; Pichiomycetes; Serinales; Debaryomycetaceae
Product: mitochondrial 54S ribosomal protein bL32m
Exons: 1
Coding region: 1-564 (187 amino acids)
Biological process (GO): translation
Cellular component (GO): mitochondrial large ribosomal subunit
Molecular function (GO): structural constituent of ribosome
Source: RefSeq, a predicted model, not a curated record